Clupea harengus (Atlantic herring) is the source of this 2681-nucleotide messenger RNA. It is a transcript of the gene slc1a7b, whose product is annotated as solute carrier family 1 member 7b. Gene Ontology annotation, molecular function: glutamate:sodium symporter activity; neutral L-amino acid transmembrane transporter activity; L-glutamate transmembrane transporter activity. Gene Ontology annotation, biological process: L-glutamate transmembrane transport. The record is from RefSeq and is a predicted model, not a curated record. The transcript is spliced from 11 exons. Gene Ontology annotation, cellular component: plasma membrane. Lineage: Eukaryota; Metazoa; Chordata; Actinopteri; Clupeiformes; Clupeidae. Bases 1 to 1812 code for a protein of 603 amino acids.
AUGGCUGUGGCACUGGACGCCGUGUGGCUGCGGGUGAAGGCGGUGUGCAAGCAGAAUGGGCUGCUUAUCAUGUCGGUGAUGGCCGUCAUCAUCGGAUGCCUCCUCGGCUUCUUCCUACGCUCAAAGCAGCUCUCCGAGCAGACACCCUAUAACAGCUGUCUGUCUCUGUCUCUCUCUCCUCAGGAGGUCAAAUACUUCCAGUUUCCUGGUGAGCUUCUGAUGAGAAUGUUGAAGAUGCUUAUUCUACCCCUCGUCGUGUCCAGUUUGAUGUCUGGACUGGCAGCCCUGGAGCCUAAGUGCUCCAGCCGCCUGGGCCUAAUCACCGUCUCCUAUUACCUGUGGACCACCUUUCUGGCGGUGGUGGUGGGCAUCGUCAUGGUGCUGAUCAUCCACCCGGGCGGAAUGGCGCAGAAGGAGGAUUCGGAGGACAGCGGGAAGCCCAUCAUGAGCUCAGCCGAUGCCUUGCUCGAUCUGAUCCGAAACAUGUUCCCGGCCAACCUCGUACAAGCCACCUUUCAACAGUAUCGGACCAACAGCGUGCCCAUCAUGCAGUCCCCAAAGCCCACGAUCGCGCAGAGCCUCACAGAGAGCACCACCAAGAGGCCUCUGAUCUACGGCAUCCAGGAUGACAACGGAACCGACAUCCAGAACUUCCAGCUGGACCUGACGCCACCACCGGACGUGGUCUUUCGCACGUUACCAGGAACCAGCGAUGGCAUGAACGUCCUGGGAAUUGUGAUCUUCUCAGCAACAAUGGGAAUAAUGCUGGGCAGAAUGGGUCCGAAUGGGAGCGCCUUGGUCAACUUCUGCCAGAGUCUGAAUGAAGCUGUGCUUAGAAUCGUCGCCAUUGUCAUCUGGUACUUCCCGUUUGGAAUCGUGUUCCUGGUGGCGGGAAAGAUCCUGGAGAUGAGCGACCCCUCCGCCAUGGGAAAGAAGCUGGGCUUCUAUGCUAUUACCGUGGUGAUGGGGCUGAUCUUACAUGGCCUCUUCAUCCUACCAAGCAUGUAUUUCUUCAUCACUAAGAAGAGCCCAAUUGUAUACAUCAGGGGCAUCCUGCAGGCACUGCUCAUCUCCCUAGCAACCUCCUCCAGCUCUGCCACGCUGCCUAUCACCUUCAAGUGCCUCCUGGAAAACAACCACAUCGACCGGCGCAUCAUUCGCUUUGUGCUGCCCGUGGGAGCCACCAUCAACAUGGAUGGCACCGCGCUCUACGAGGCAGUGGCGGCCAUCUUUAUAGCCCAGGUCAACAACUACGAGCUGGACUUUGGCCAAAUUAUCACGAUCAGUAUCACAGCAACGGCAGCUAGCAUUGGUGCAGCUGGAAUUCCACAGGCUGGCCUGGUAACUAUGGUGAUUGUGCUGACAUCUGUUGGCCUGCCUACUGAUGACAUCACGCUUAUCAUCGCAGUGGACUGGGCUCUGGACAGAUUCCGUACCAUGGUGAACGUGAUGGGAGACGCCCUAGCCACCGGCAUCAUGGCACACAUCUGUCGGAAAGAUUUCAUGAAGGAGGGAGAUGGGCAAGUGCCGCUCAUCUGUGAGACCAAGCCCAUGAUCUGCGAGACCAAGCCCAUCAACAUCCAGCAGCUGAUGAACUGCCAGCAGAACAACGGCAGCUUCCAGCCCCACCCUCCCGGGGGGCACAAGCCCGACCACAUCCCCCCGGACCUGGCUCGCCUCAUGCAGCUGGAGGAAGGGGUGCGACCCCCACCCCCGGAGCGAAAGAAGCCCCCCAUCCCUCCGCGUCACCUGAAGAGCAAGGACAAGGACCAUUGUGCCAUCGACAUGAACGGCCUGGAGACAAACGUAUAGCCCACAGGCUGGGGGGGAGCUGGGUGACCUAGGCCCUCUAAGCGUGUGGGGGUCAACGUGAGGGGCCGACCAUGCGAGCAGAAACUGGAAGAGACGGAUGAUGUAUCGUCUUAGAUAUAUUAAUAAGACUGAUCGAUUGUUUAAAUGUGUUUGCUUGUUUGUUUGUGUGUGUGUGUGUUUGAGUUUUUGAGUCUUUGAGUUUUUUCUCCAAGUGUGAAUCCUGAGAAAUACAUGAAAGCAUAUUAUUAUGACUUUGGUCUUCUCUGGGAGACUCCAAGAAGAGGGGAGUGUGGAAAUGCCUGUUUUUGAUGUACUGGGAACAAAAAAAUGGCUGCCCAAAGCCAAGGCUUACAAUAUGAAGGAAACAUGAACGUGAGAACGUAAGGUGCACGUGAGAACGUUUCACCAUAUGGAGAGAACAGAGACUCCGGCAUCAGUGGUAGCCGCUGAAACAUGGCCGCCUUUACCCCUGUGGCCAAACUUGAUCGGUCCAAAAAAAACGCUUUGCAGAAGGUGCUCUUUCUUUAUGGCUGGGCAGAGGAAUAUCCAACACGGCCCUGGCAGAAUCCCUGAGGAGGAACUUGAACAUAAUCUCUCCUCUUGAGAUGAGAGGAAAUGGUUUUUUUUCUCUCUCUCUUGUAUAUAUGGAUGUGUACUAUCAAAAUUGUUUUUUUUUUUUCAAUUUUAUAUUAUCUAUCUGCCAUGUUUUGAUUUGUUGGGCAAUAAUCCUGCAAAAAUCUUACAACAGUACUUAAUGGGAAAAAUAUAAUAUUCUAGUUGCGCCUCCUAACCCCGCCCUCCUAUCUGCAAUGCUGUGCAUGACGCUUCUCUUCCAUAUGCAGAACACCCGCUUAGCAAAGAGUGGAGGA